AAAGGGAACAUUGAGAUCUGUUUAUUUACUAUCAUCGUCCAGCCAAGGAAACGUCCACGACCAAAAAAACAUCAGCUGCCGCUACUCAUGCAUCUACUACAUCAUCAUCUGCAGCCGCCAAAAAUUCAUCAGUCGUAGAUUCAAGUUCAGCUGGUGGUAUUACCCAACCCGCCACCAUGGUGUCGGCAACGUUGCCUCCUACCAUAUCACCAACAUCUAGCGUUGCUUCAUCUACUGCAACUCCUGCUGCUGAUACUAGCUCUGGAGGAAUUUCCUCAGCUGCUAUUGGCGGUAUAGCAGCUAUGGCCGUGAUUGUGGUGAUAGGUGCAGGCGCCUUUUUCAUGUUGCGUCGAAAGCGGCAAAGAAACCAGACCCAGAAACGUAAUACAACUAUGUCAGUCGAUCCAUUCACUAUGGGUUUCGGUAGCAACAAUCCUCCACCUCCUGCACAUUACCAACAACAACCCAUGCAGUCGCAUGCCAUGACCGAUACCUCCUUUGCACAACCACCACCCAUGUUAUCCCAACCCGUUCCUGUUCCUAUGCCACCCGCCGCCCCAGUUGAAGCUGAAUCUCAACCCCUCGGCACUUAUACUGUUAUAUCCACAUACACCCCUACUUUAGGUGACGAACUCGAAAUUCAACCCGGUGACCGUGUCGAGAUUUUGGUUGAAUAUGACGACGGCUGGGUCACUGGCCGUAAUGUCAGUAAAGGGGGUGUCAAAGGUGUGUUCCCCAAGCACUGCAUUGACUAUGCCACGAGUCCUUCCCAACACCAACCUGCGAUGCUGGACGCCGCCGGUGACGAGACGGGUCGAACAAAGAGAAUCAGUUCCAUUUACGGUGCCCAAUAGGCGUGGCAUGAACAUCCUUAA
This is a messenger RNA of Umbelopsis ramanniana AG, 875 nucleotides long. RefSeq lists its product as uncharacterized. The transcript has a single exon. The record is from RefSeq and is a predicted model, not a curated record. Bases 177 to 854 code for a protein of 225 amino acids. Lineage: Eukaryota; Fungi; Mucoromycota; Umbelopsidomycetes; Umbelopsidales; Umbelopsidaceae. Gene Ontology annotation, molecular function: protein binding.